UAACUGAGUAAAAUAUAUCUGAUCUGACAUCACUAAAGUAUUGGCCACGCUCGGAUAAAUUUGUUCAAUACUCCUUUUGUUGUUUUCUGCUUCCAUAUAUGAGAAAGCAAACGAUGAAGUGUGGAAUGACUGGUACUCCAAGAGAAUUCAUUUGUGUCUGACUGCAGUUUCAUAUCGUUCUGGGCUAUUUGGCUGUCUGCAGGACUGAUAUGAAGUUACCGCCACACCGCGCCAAGGGGUUGCUGUUAUGAAACUAGCAUAAAUAAUUAAACUACACAAUCACAAUACGAAAUCACUGCUUCAUGUCGCCUGCCAUAUGGUAAUUUGUGCUCCACUUCGGUGGAGGCUUUUCAGUAAUUUCUCGUUAAACUAAAAAAAACCAAGUGAAGCACACAUCCAGCCAACGUUAUCCUUUGAUCACGCCUUCCUAUUUUGUUUGAGAACCCUAUCACAAUAAUGUCACCCCAGACAUUCGAUGUGUUAACAAAAGAGGCUUUAACCAACAACUUGGUUGCGCUUUUGAACUAAAUGUAGAUUUAUUCUACACUUUUAGGUUUAGCGAAUCUGUGAUUUAUUCAGUUAAGUUUAUAAGUUGUUACCGUUUAAUUAAGAGAACUUCUAAACGAAUGUCAUCAUUGUGAAGUGGCUUCUGUUCAACUACUCUCCAAUCAGCCGCAAAAUGACCGCAAUGUCACAAGUCAGCAUGCACAAUUUUUUUAACAACUCUCAACGAUGUGUGACCACAAUUUCAUCGGUUUAUUGCACACAGUAAUCGAUACGAAUUUAGCAAACACCAUAAUCGGAAAAAACCCUUUUAUGUAUGGUUUUUCGGUUUUUGGAAACUCACCAAAUAUUAGUUUGUUUCCUGGGCACUACUGAAUAUUUUUAGAGUGUUAUUUUGAAGUCGGUUGUUAACGAUAAUUCCGGCGUGGCUGGUUGCACUGUUGGCUAAUGUCGGGCGUGCACGUGAACAAUAUAGUGGGCGGCUAUAUAGUCACAAAUGAACCACUUGGAUACUUCAGUAAUCAGUGCAACAUUCAUUCUAGCCACACCGGACUGAUGAUUAGCCCAUGACUGCAACAGCCAGCUAGGACCACGGAUAUCCCGCAGAGUACUCAAAUGAAUUCGCUCAACUUUAUUUUACUUUUGGUGUGCUUCACGCCAGUAUCACUACAGAACGGAGCAGAGAUUACAAACCUCCAAGGUGAUUUACUAAACUUGUUAGAGAUAAAGGAAAAGCCGAGCGUGGCAAGAAGUAGGUCUCAAGUACCGAAAUAUGUGAUGGACUUGUACAAGGAACAAGCUCAUACAACGGGCUUCACCAAGUUUGGCAAAUCUGCUCCUAGGAAAACCAUACGAACUUUCUUCAGAGACACGAGCGUCAGCGAGGACAAGAGUCGCUUGUACUUCAACUUAUCGUCGCUUAAACCCAAUGAACAAAUAGAGAAAGCAGAGCUGAGAUUAUUUAAGAGACGUUCUAAGCUGGAGAACACUCAUGGUCAUUUUAAGGUGACAGUGUAUCGUUUGAAUCGCCGACCUGUAGAGGGUAACACAAGCUGGAAGAAAAAGUUGACUACAGUGGCUACCAAACAUGUUAAAUGUCGUCGAGUUGGCGGCUGGGUCGUGUUAAAUGUUACCUCAGCUGUGUCGUUUUGGAGUUCUUGGCCAUCACGAAAUUUCGGUUUGUGGAUCUCAGUCAAAGGAAUUGGAAUUCCAACUUCGGAUUUCUUCAUAGCAACUGGUGGUAGGAAAGAGCCGAUCUUGGUCAUUUACGGAGAUGAUAAGGACAAAAAGCAAGACAAAUCGUUGCGACCUUUUAGUGAGAUUCCGAACGAAACAAGGCAUAACGGCGAAGAUAAACACAACAAAGGUAAAGGCAAAAACAAGCAAGACACUUCUGGCAUAAUGAACAGAAGACGCAGAUCUGUGGGAGACGUUAGCUGUGCGAGACACAAACUGUUUGUGAAAUUUCGUGACUUGAACUGGGACAAAUGGAUUAUAGCACCUCGAGGAUUCAGCGCUUAUUACUGCAUGGGUACAUGUCCAGAAGUCAUCGAUAAAUAUUACGAUCCAUCAAACCACGCCAUAAUACAAAACCUCCUUCACCAUCGAUUAAAUAAGAACAUUCCUGCAGCAUGCUGUGUACCCACAAGUUUAAACUCUAUGAGUUUGAUGUAUUUUGAGCUGGAUGGAAGCAUUGUGCUAAAGGAAUACCCUGGUAUGGUUGCAUCGACGUGUGGCUGUCGCUAACAGAGUUAUAGUUUACAAAUAAACCUCGUCUGUAAAUGUCAGUCGAUUUAAAGUGAAAGCACAGAGAACAAAUUAAGUGUCAAAGAACAUAUUUAUAUUGAUAAAAGGUGUUUCGCACCCUAACACGAUAUCGGAAUAUAGUGAAUAAAUUGAAGUAGAGUAUUAUUGCGACCCGAGGCAGAUUCGCAGCGGUUAAUCAAAAGAUUGACAAAGUCAGACAUUUUUUCAGAAUAGUCAGUCUUGCUCGGGUGGUGUAACACACUAGUUAAAGAUCGAUUGUACCACACAAAUCUCCAGUAAGUGUACGAAAAUUAUCUGUAGACGGAGAGUAAAGAGGAGCUAUAAAUGGAACAGUGUAACCUAUAAAAAGUAUGACCGAUAACUAGCCUGGAGCGGCUGCUACUGUUCAAAGACAAUUUUAUUUAUUUCCGGUCAGGCAGUGAGCCGACGUCUAUUUCUCCAGAAAUUUGCAUUAAUUUCAGACUUAUUAUAUCACGCUUCUGUAAGCAUGAAUUCAAUAAAUUUAAACCCUGCAAAAAAGAGUGUUCCGCCAUCACGUACUACGACUAACAGCUCAUAUUCCUUCUGGUAUUGUCCAAUAAUUCCACUAAGCACUUCACUAUGUUGUCCAAGUCAGUUUGCCAAAAAAAAAUUUAAGUUCCCACAUUGUUAAAAAUAUUUGUACUUGAGAAUGAAGAGUAAAUUGUUGACUUAGGAGGCUUAA
This is a messenger RNA of Pocillopora damicornis (cauliflower coral), 2974 nucleotides long. Its product is annotated as bone morphogenetic protein 4. Gene Ontology annotation, molecular function: growth factor activity; cytokine activity. Gene Ontology annotation, cellular component: extracellular region. Lineage: Eukaryota; Metazoa; Cnidaria; Anthozoa; Scleractinia; Pocilloporidae. The record is from RefSeq and is a predicted model, not a curated record.